Molecule: messenger RNA, 4539 nt
Organism: Cyprinus carpio (common carp)
Lineage: Eukaryota; Metazoa; Chordata; Actinopteri; Cypriniformes; Cyprinidae
Product: vesicular glutamate transporter 2.2
Biological process (GO): monoatomic anion transport; regulation of synapse structure or activity; transmembrane transport
Cellular component (GO): synaptic vesicle membrane; excitatory synapse
Molecular function (GO): L-glutamate transmembrane transporter activity; neurotransmitter transmembrane transporter activity
Source: RefSeq, a predicted model, not a curated record
GAAAGAGGGGAGCGCGCGGCGGGUUCACGGAACAGCUGGACGCACGCGCGCGAUCUCUGUCCACGGUACUGAGCGAGCUCCCGCGCCACAUUUCUUUUCUUGCUCUUUCUUUGUCAUUUUAUCUUAUUUUUUCUCUGCUUCAGGAUUUUCCGAAAGUGAAUUCUGAUGGAAUAUUCUCGUUUAUAGUUAAUAAGUAUGUCGGCACAAUGGAAAACCGAAGAAUUACAGAAGUCGAAGGAAAGGGAGUUUCAAAGAACAUUUCAGUGACUGUGAAUCAAGCUUUUAAUUGAUUGAUUGAUCGUGGUGUUUUAUAAGUCGUCUACGAGGAAUAAUAACGCAUUUGUAACUGGGUCAAAAAUCCUGCUCAGGUUUCCACACUCAAGGAAUAUGCUGAAACAUCUUAUAGCCAAUCCAAAUUAAAAUUUCUUGUUAAUAUCGAACGGAAUAUUGUCUUUGGAGAUGGAUACGAUGAAGGAACGAGUUUUGGCCCCCGGUAAGGAAAGAUUGAGGAAUCUGGCCGGGAAAACCCUGGGACACAUGCACAGGGUGAUGGAGAAGAAGCAGAAAGCGGGUGAAGUGAUCGAGCUGACGGAGGAUGGGCGGCCCGCGCAGCUCCGGGAGAAGAAAGCUCCUCUGUGCGACUGCACGUGCUUCGGGCUCCCGCGCCGCUACAUCAUCGCCAUCAUGAGCGGCCUCGGCUUCUGCAUCUCGUUCGGGAUCCGCUGUAACCUCGGAGUCGCGAUCGUCGGCAUGGUCAAUAACAGCACCGUUCACCGGGGCGGCAAGAUCAUCGUCACAGAGAAAGCAAAGUUUAACUGGGAUCCGGAGACGGUGGGAAUGAUCCACGGCUCGUUUUUCUGGGGUUAUAUAGUGACACAGAUCCCAGGAGGAUAUAUAUCCUCACGACUGGCUGCCAACAGGGUGUUUGGUGCUGCUAUCCUGCUCACGUCGACUCUCAAUAUGUUCAUCCCCUCUGCUGCGCGUGUGCACUACGGCUGUGUCAUCUUCGUGAGGAUACUGCAGGGCCUCGUCGAAGGUGUGACCUACCCAGCAUGCCAUGGGAUUUGGAGCAAGUGGGCUCCGCCCCUUGAGAGAAGUCGCUUAGCAACCACCUCUUUUUGUGGUUCAUACGCGGGCGCUGUGGUGGCCAUGCCGAUGGCGGGAAUAUUAGUGCAGUACUCAGGCUGGUCUUCUGUCUUCUAUAUAUAUGGGAGUUUUGGGAUUGUCUGGUACAUGUUUUGGAUUCUGGUUUCAUAUGAGAGCCCAGCAGAUCAUCCCACCAUUACAGAUGAAGAGAGGACUUACAUUGAGGAGAGUAUUGGAGAAAGUGCCAGUCUAAUGGGGGCGUCUGAGAAAUUCAAGACGCCCUGGAGGAAGUUCUUCACCUCCAUGCCGGUCUAUGCAAUCAUUGUGGCCAACUUCUGCAGGAGCUGGACUUUCUAUCUGUUGCUGAUCAGUCAGCCAGCGUACUUUGAAGAAGUGUUUGGCUUUGAAAUCAGCAAGGUCGGUAUGCUCUCUGCUCUACCCCACCUGGUCAUGACCAUCAUAGUGCCAAUCGGCGGCCAACUGGCUGACUUCCUGCGCAGCAAAAACAUCUUAUCCACCACCACCGUCAGGAAAAUCAUGAAUUGCGGCGGGUUUGGAAUGGAGGCCACUCUGCUGUUAGUGGUUGGUUUCUCUCACAGUAAAGGUGUGGCCAUCUCAUUUCUGGUGCUAGCUGUUGGUUUUAGCGGCUUUGCUAUAUCAGGUUUUAAUGUCAACCACUUGGACAUCGCGCCGAGGUAUGCCAGCAUACUGAUGGGUAUUUCUAAUGGAGUGGGCACGCUUUCUGGUAUGGUCUGCCCUCUCAUUGUAGGUGCUAUGACCAAAAACAAGACUCGUGAGGAAUGGCAGAACGUGUUCCUGAUCGCCGCGCUGGUGCAUUACGGCGGUGUGAUCUUCUAUGGGAUUUUUGCAUCCGGCGAGAAGCAGCCAUGGGCCGAUCCGGAGGAGACCAGUGAGGAGAAGUGUGGCUUCAUCGAUGAAGACGAGUUAGCGGAGGAGACCGGUGACAUCACGCUGAGCCAUGCUCCUUUCGGAGGCCAGGCCGCUCUUGGGGGCCCCGCCAAAACAUAUGGGGCCACGACGCAGCUGAACGGGGGAUGGGCGAAAGGCUGGGAGAAAACUGAGGAAUACAUCCAGGAGGACGCCAAGCAGACCUAUACAAGAGACGGGUACUCCUAGAUAGAAAGAGAUAGAAGAAAUAAAGACAGAUAGACUGUGUUUAAGCAUAGCUAUCGGAGUCAUUUUUGAAAAGAGUCUUUAACCAAUCAAAAGUGAAUAGAGAAGAUAUUUAAGAGGGCAUAAUAAUAAUAUUCAGAGAUAUUAAUGAGAAUAUACUGAUAAUUAAAUGAAAAAGUCAUAUUUAGGAUUAUACAAAGAAUAUAUAUGGCUAUUUAAAUGUUUCCUUUAAAAAUACAGAAAUGUUUAAUUAUUACUGUGGUUUAUGACAUUUAAUCAGCUGACAAUACUUAAUAGCACAGACAUCUGUAAUCAAAGCACAGGUCUUGGCUGUUUUUUUGCAGGUUUAAACCAGUUUUGUUUUAGUUUUGUGUCUUCUGCUAUAUCUUUAGCAGAUGAGUAGUUUAGUUUCGUUGGUCAGGACCAAUUAGUGUAGAGUUGUGAUGGGUAUAGUUUAGAUGAAUGUAGUUUUGUUCAAAAGAAACAAGUGUUUCACUCUGGUUUACAGAGCUCUUGUCAUUGACCUUACAGAAAAUAUGCAAAAUUUGGGUUAUUUAGCUAUAUUAUAUAACUUAAACCUACAAAGAAUGAUGUUUAUCACUAUGUACGUGUACUAUAUUACACAUUAUACACUAGUCCCUUUAUUUGGGACAUAAACCUAGAAGGUAGAGCAAAAUAGACAUUUACUAUUACUAUCUGAUGCAGAAAGAAUCUAAAAUAGCACAAAUCUGAAAGAUGAUGUGUAUUAAAAUAAGUGUGAAAUAUAUUGAGAAACCUUUAAAUAUUGAAAUGUCCUAAAGUACACUUGAGAACUUUUAAAAGUGCAAUCUUGUAUAAGUUUUGUUCAGCUAUAGUAACAUCAACAAUACAUUCAUGUGUGUGCUUGGCAAUACAGUCCUGUAUUUUAAGUGGUAUUAAGCUGGUCUUCAUUUAAAAUGUUCCGUUUUAACCAACAAUGACAUUUUCUAAGAUACUUGAAUGCACUGACAUGUUGUUAUUUGGGAAAACAAGUAAUUUCUAUCUUAAGUAUGUGUUUUGACAUGGGUUUACUGUUUCUGUGAGAAUGUUGUGAAUCUGGGUCAGUGAUAUCUGUGCUUAUUGGGCCAUAUUUAUCAUAGAAACUGUCAUAAGAGUGAGGUUGUCCGUUCGGGAUGUAUUGUGAUGCCACUGAGAUCAUUCCAUAUGUAUGGUCAAAUUCUGAUCUUCUGAUGUAUUCAAGUGUUGCCAUGCAAAGCUGAUGUAAUAUGUUGAGUGAAUUUCACAAAACCUGUUAGGAUGUGCAGGUUCUGUUUAAUCUAAAAAUCUAAAGAAAAGAAAUAUUGAAUUUUAUAUUGCGUUAAGAAAAUUAAAUCUGCUUUUAGGACCAUUUAAGUUUUUUUUUUUUUUUUUUUUUUUUUUUUUUAAUGCAUGUAUUACAAUCAAGCACAUUUAGCCCCAAAUUCUCAUUACCGUAAUGCAAAAGAAAAAAAAUAAGUAAUUUGCAUUACGGCAAUGCAAAAAAAAAUAAUAUCAAUACUACAAUGCUGUCAAAGUUAUAAAUAAAUAAAAACAACAAUAAUAAUCAUAAUAAUAAUGGCCCUACAGCUUAAUUUUCUUUGAAACUUGCACGUUUUUGUGAGAUUCACUCUGAUCCUCCAUUCAUGACACAAACCAGUGUGUUGUGUUUAGUCAGCCAGCAGUAAUAUAAGAUGAUGUGUCAAAGUCUUAAAAAAAAAAAAAAAAAAAAACCUAUUAAGAAAACGUACUGCAAUAAUUUACUGAUAACAUCAGCAAUCUUGUUAUAUACAACAUCUAAUUCAUUCAUCAAAUCUGAAUUGUGUCUAGUUUAUGGAGUCAUUCAAAUGGUUGGAGAGUCUUAUUGAAGCAUCAGAAUCAGCUUAUGUUUGUUCUGGUCAGAAAGUUCAAGGCCAUUUUCAGAGGUUGGGAUCUGAGCCAUGCUUUACGUUGAUCUGAAACUCAGCUAGAUGUUUUGUAGAUUUGUGUAUUUUGUGAUGAAUUUAUCACAAACCUAAAGCUCUUUUUAUGGCCUCUUGCCUGAGACUGAAGUGCACAAGUGAUUGUUAAAUUCUAUUGUUGUGUCAAACAAGCGAUUUGUUGAUGUCAAAAAGUGUUAAACUGUAUGAAUUGCUCUCUAAGUGUGAUUUUAUAUUCAGUUAUUCCAAUCAGGACAUUAUUAUGUCUUUCCUUUCAUUUUUGCGACUGGUGGACCAAAAUUUAAAGGCAAUUUUCUGGUUUUGAAAAGAUAAGAGUUGAUGUUCUUUAUAAAGUGUGAUGAUUAUUUUUGCAUGAUAUAGUCAUUAAAAUCAUCCUGGGCAUUGA